UAGAUUUUUGUAUUGCCGAAAUCUGGACUUCUCAUUGGUCGAAGCGCGUCACAUUUAACCAACACCAUUUCUACUCUCCAAAACUUCUUUCAAACUUAAAAACCUUCGUUUGUCCCUCCCGCCGGUCAUUUCGCACUGCUGUCAACAGUCGUCCACUCACCACAAUUCCAUGAGCAUGACGUUUCAUUUCGACAGGAUAUGAUUUCGGGGUUUUUCUUUUGAAGCAAGACUUGGGGUUUGAAUGGCGGGAGCAAAGAAAUUGGUGGACAAGAAUGGGAAGAAUAGUGAGAGUAACAACAAAUUGCUAUCGGCAGCAAUGGUGGCUGUGAUGGUUGCUCUACUAGCAAUCAAUACCAGGACUAGUUGGAGUUCCUUUCUUGGGCUCAAUUAUCAGAACCUCAAUCGAUGCAAACAAGAGUCAUGUAAAUUUACUGGGAUGGUGGAGGAUUGCUGUUGUGAUUAUGAGACAGUCAACAUUCUAAAUGAAGAAGUUUUGCAUCCUCUGCUGCAAGAGCUUGCUAUGACACCAUUUUACAGAUACUUCAAGGUUAAAUUGUGGUGUGACUGUCCUUAUUGGCCCGAUGAUGGGAUGUGCCGAUUGCGUGAUUGUAGCGUCUGUGAAUGUCCAGAAAAUGAGUUUCCGGAGACUUUUAGAAAGCCAUCUAAUGUUCUGAAAAAAGAAGAUCUGAUGUGCCAAGAGGAGAAACCUCAAGCUGCAGUUGACCGAACAUUAGACAAAAAGGUGUUCAGAGGCUGGGCAGUGGUUGAUAAUCCGUGGACAAAUGAUGAUGAGACUGAUAACAGUGAGAUGACAUAUGUAAACCUUCAGCUCAAUCCAGAACGUUAUACAGGCUAUACAGGUCCUUCAGCCAGGAGGAUAUGGGAUGCAAUAUAUUCUGAAAAUUGUCCAAGAUAUGCAUCUGGUGAGAUGUGCCAGGAGAAAAAGGUUCUCUACAAACUGAUAUCUGGUCUACAUGCCUCAAUUUCAGUUCAUAUCGCUGCAGAUUAUCUCCUUGAUGAAGCCACCAACAAGUGGGGUCAGAAUUUUGACGUAAUUCAUGAUCGGGUUUUGAAAUAUCCAGAACGUGUUAGAAAUUUGUAUUUUACUUUCCUUUUUGUACUCAGAGCCGUAACAAAGGCAUCAGACUAUUUGGAACAAGCUGAAUAUGACACUGGCAAUAAUGAAGAUGACUUGAGAACUCAGUCCUUGCUGAAACAACUGCUUUACAAUCAAAAGCUUCGGGCUGCAUGCCCACUUCCAUUUGAUGAAGCUAAGCUGUGGCAAGGGCAAAGUGGUCCUGAACUGAAGCAGCAAAUCCAAAAGCAGUUUAGAAAUAUAAGUGCGCUGAUGGAUUGCGUUGGGUGUGAAAAGUGUAGAUUAUGGGGUAAACUACAAGUUCUUGGUCUUGGCACAGCAUUAAAGAUCCUUUUUUCUGUCGAGGGUGACAACCACUUGAAUCAGCCUGUGAGUGUAUCCAUUCUGCAAUUGCAAAGGAAUGAAGUGAUUGCACUGCUAAACCUGCUUAAUCGGCUUUCUGAAUCAGUCAAACUGGUGCAUGAGAUGGCACCUUCUGCUGAAAAGAUAGUUGGGCAAGUUGCAGGUCCUCUUACAGAAGAAGUUAGCACAUUACAGAGAAUACGGCAAGCAGUAAAUAAUAUGAGGUUGAGGAGGUCUUCAUGAUGUAUCUGGAUGGCAAUUUUUUUACCAUCACUACGCAUAGUUAUAGAUUUGGAGGUAUACAAACACAUGUAGAGUGCUUUAUAAUUUUUGUACAUUUGCAUGCAGAUUUCAGUAAAAAUGUCUACAUGUUUUUUUGUUAGGUGGACACUGAUAAUCUUCAACUUAAAGAGGAUAGAAAACGUUGAGUUAACUUGAGAAUUGCCACCAUUUUAAUUGGCUAGUAUCUGCAAAAAUAGUAGUUAAACGUUCUUACCUUUCUCUUUUGUACAUUUUCUUAUUUUUUUCGUGUGUAAACUAAUUACUGUGCACAUAAAUUAUGGAAAUUAUAGUUAUUUCAUUGA
Beta vulgaris subsp. vulgaris (sugar beet) is the source of this 2022-nucleotide messenger RNA. RefSeq names its product endoplasmic reticulum oxidoreductin-1. Gene Ontology annotation, cellular component: endoplasmic reticulum; endoplasmic reticulum membrane. The record is from RefSeq and is a predicted model, not a curated record. Gene Ontology annotation, molecular function: FAD binding; protein-disulfide reductase activity; thiol oxidase activity. Bases 242 to 1681 code for a protein of 479 amino acids. Gene Ontology annotation, biological process: protein folding in endoplasmic reticulum. The transcript has 11 exons. Lineage: Eukaryota; Viridiplantae; Streptophyta; Magnoliopsida; Caryophyllales; Amaranthaceae.